Anguilla anguilla (European eel) is the source of this 3886-nucleotide messenger RNA. Its product is annotated as adenylosuccinate synthetase isozyme 2. The transcript is spliced from 13 exons. Gene Ontology annotation, cellular component: cytoplasm. The record is from RefSeq and is a predicted model, not a curated record. Lineage: Eukaryota; Metazoa; Chordata; Actinopteri; Anguilliformes; Anguillidae. Gene Ontology annotation, molecular function: GTP binding; adenylosuccinate synthase activity. Bases 69 to 1433 code for a protein of 454 amino acids. Gene Ontology annotation, biological process: IMP metabolic process; 'de novo' AMP biosynthetic process.
GAUAAACUAGAGCUGGGCCAGGCUGACAGCGGAGGGCAAGCGGCGGAGAGACAGACCCACAGACAGUCAUGUCCACCGCCGAGGGGAAGAACGGAGCCGUAAGCGCCGUGGCCGGCUCCCGAGUGGGCUGUCGCAGCGUUGGGAAUAAAGUGACAGUGGUGCUCGGAGCUCAGUGGGGUGACGAAGGUAAAGGGAAAGUCGUGGAUUUGCUGGCACAGGACGCCGACAUCGUCUGCAGAUGUCAGGGGGGGAAUAACGCCGGGCACACCGUCGUGGUGGACGCGGUGGAGUACGACUUCCACCUCCUCCCCAGCGGGAUCAUCAACCCCAAUGUCACCGCCUUCAUCGGCAACGGGGUGGUGAUUCAUUUGCCGGGCCUUUUCGAGGAGGCCGCGAAGAACGUAUCCAAGGGGAAAGGUCUGGAGGGCUGGGAGAGCAGGCUGAUCAUCUCUGACCGGGCGCACAUCGUGUUUGAUUUCCACCAGGCCGUCGAUGGGGCUCAGGAGCAGGAGAGGCAACAGCAGGCCGGGAAGAACUUGGGCACGACGAAGAAGGGAAUCGGCCCGGUAUAUUCGGCCAAAGCGGCCCGCAGCGGACUGCGGAUAUGUGACCUCCUGGCUGAUUUCCAAGAGUUUUCCGAAAGAUUUAAAGUAUUAGCCCUGCAGUACAAGACCAUGUACCCAAAACUGGAGAUCGACAUUGACGGCGAGCUGGAAAGGCUAAAGGUCUAUGUUGAGAGGAUAAAGCCGAUGGUCAGGGAUGGUGUGUAUUUCCUGUAUGAGGCCCUGCAUGGACCUCCCAAGAAGAUUCUAGUAGAGGGAGCUAACGCCGCCCUGCUGGACAUUGACUUUGGGACCUACCCCUUUGUGACCUCAUCGAACUGCACGGUGGGCGGAGUCUGCACCGGGCUGGGCAUGCCGCCCCAGAACGUGGGCGAGGUGUACGGAGUGGUCAAAGCCUACACCACCCGCGUGGGCAUCGGGGCCUUCCCCACCGAGCAGAGCAAUGAAAUCGGGGAGCUCCUCCAGAACAGGGGGCGGGAGGUGGGCGUGACCACCGGCCGGAAGAGGCGGUGCGGCUGGCUGGACCUGGUGCUCCUCAAAUACGCCCACAUGAUCAACGGCUUCACCGCUUUAGCCCUUACUAAGCUGGACAUCCUGGAUGUGUUUCCAGAAAUUAAAGUGGGCGUGGCCUACAAGGUCAACAAUGAACAGAUACCUCAUUUCCCAGCGAAUCAGGAGGCCUUGCAGAAGGUGGAAGUGCAGUACGAGACCCUGCCCGGCUGGAACAUGGACACCUCCUCUGUCCGCACCUUCCAGGAGCUUCCGGAACAGGCGCAGAAGUUUGUCCGCUACAUCGAGGAGCACCUGCAAGUGCCUGUGAAGUGGAUCGGCGUGGGUAAAUCACGGGAGUCCAUGAUCCAGCUCUUCUGAGGACCACACAGCCCAGCACGGCGUAACCCCGCCCCCUGAGAUUCCACAGCUUCCUGUCCCCCUAGAGGUCAAGGGUCAGGGCUCCGGGGUUACCACAAAAAGGACAACGCUGCAUGUCGACGUUUCUCAGUGCGGGACCCCCCCCCUCAAUCUCCAGGGCAGCAGCACAACAGUGCACCAACCAGGGGGCAUGUCCCCACAGCAACCACGCCCACCUCUAGCCCCGCCCGCCCACCCACCCACCACGCACGUGUAUAUAUCCUCCUUCUUUAUUCUUCCAGGAAAAGGACCAAUCGGUAGCGCAGUGUCAAAAUGAAACCCCUCCCACUUUUCUCCGGUUCCCCUGUCUCUGGGCUUUUCGUCUGUGUCUGACGUCCCCGCAGCUGUUUUAAGUGUACAUGCGUUGUUUGCCUUAGCUGUUCUGAGAAUGCCUGUCAUUCAUACUCUGCCUUGUCUGACUGACUCUCUUCCACUCCACGGGAAUUAUGGGAGGGUGCCGCUGUUGCUGACAACGGUCCGGUGGUGUUAAGAAAAAAUCUUUUAAUUUGUUUCUGUUGGACUGGCUAACCUCUCUUUUUAUCUGUCUCUCUGCCUCUCUCUCUGUCACUGUCUCUCUCUCUCUCACAUUUGCCUGUUACAUAGCCUGUGGAAACCAGGAAAGGGGGGAAAUGUCUUUGUGGUCCUAAGUCUAAAGUCAGGGAAGCAAACAGCCCUGCGUUUAAAGAGGUCAGAAUGUGUUCUUAAAACUACUGAAGAGCAGGACAUAUACAACUACUGUAGCAAUAAUUUAUAAUCAAACAGAAGUCCAUUAUCCGUGGGGAAAUCUAUUGUCCUUUAAUAAAUCCAUGACAGUGUCCUAGGAGAAGUCUGUUAUCCCAGGAGAAACACAGUAUCAUUCAGCCAUGUGUCCAGUGAUUGCGUGAUCCUGUGACUUUUGUCUUUCAUAAUUUAAUGUCCACACGCGUCGAUGGAAGUGAUUGUAUUUUCAUUCAGAGGUGGGCCAAAGGUCCAGGUUUACGGGUCCCAAUGUUGUGUGUGUCUGUAUCAGCAAUGGUGACUGACAGGUGCAUCUGAACACACCUGAACACCUCUGGCUGCUCUGGUUCAAGCCAGUUCAGUGACAGUUAAUAUUUCGAAAUUAAAUUUCACAACGGUUAAAAUACUUCUUUUGGACAAACCGUGUGAGCGCAUAACGUUCUGGAGUGGAAAAUACUACUGGCCUGUGAGCUGAUUUUUUCCCCAUGGAUGCCAUUACAAGGUAGAAAUGAGAUGAAUUACCUAUCAGAUAUUUUCGUUAAAAUCUGAGCUGGUGUAGAGACCUGGCCUCCUCUCUGUGGACUUCAUACCACAUUCAUUUCUCGCCAGUUCUUUAUGUCUGGUUGAAUGAACUCUUUAGCUAGCAUCAUCACUGGCAGAUUACUCCUACUAUUAAACUACUGUAAAACGUUUAAUAAAGGGACGGAAGAACAAUCCUUCAGCUGUCAUUUGAAAGCUAAAAAUGUCAGUUCAGUGCAAACGAGCUAAUUAUUUAAUUAAGAGCAGAAGUUGGAAGAAAUCCUGAAACGGAUGUGGCCUUCCAGAGCUUUGGGUCUCCCACCCUUCAUUUACAGUAAACUUUGCACGUCAGCCUCCUCUGGCUAUUGAUUGUAAGAACUAAACAUACAGUACAACAUGUUGAACUAUAGAAUGGAGCUGUCCUUUUUUAAAUAUGCAGAUUCAUAAGGAGUCUAAUGUUACAAUUUCCAAAGAAACAGAGCUGUUUUUAAUAUAUUGAAGUACAUAUUUAAUUUCAGUGUGGAGUUUGUUUAAUAAAGACCACUGUACUUUUCUUCAGAAUGUUUUUUUUUUUUUUUUUCUUUUAAUCAAAAACUAAUCGGAACAAAUGCGUAGCUUAAGAUGCGAUGGUUUUGUGCUCUAGCGAAAGACUGGAGGCUCUGUGGAAGAUUUGGCGUUGGAUGUAGUUUAAAUAAAACGCCACGCAUCUCGAUUCUCUUGAUUUGCAGAUUCUGAAUGUGUUAUGAAGUUAGACUGAACUGCGGUGCCGGAGUUGCAUUGAUUGCUGAUUGCCUGGCCUAGCUUCUGAAACGGUGUAUCGUCCUGCAUUUGGCUGCCAGUGUCUCUGGAUAUUCUUCCAGAGACUGUGACUUCAGAAAUCAGUGGAGCCGAUCCAGCACGUUCAGCAUCGGUCUGUGUUCUGUUAUGCGACAUCACGAGAAACCAAAAAAAUGAAAACGGUUAACAGCAGCCGGAUAAACCUGUUUCUAGAAUGGCCCUUCUUCACCGGCUGUCCCCGUGUGGAUGUGUGUAAGCGGAGACAUCGCUAAGAUAUUUUACUCUGUAACGUCUGUCAAAAUAUAUGACAUUUUACAUAAUUAAAUGGUUAAAUGGCGGUUUUAUACUCAUUUUUGCGUAUAUUGCAUGACGUUUGCAUAAAAGUACUUGUCUAUAUGAAA